Molecule: messenger RNA, 2181 nt
Organism: Phyllotreta striolata
Lineage: Eukaryota; Metazoa; Arthropoda; Insecta; Coleoptera; Chrysomelidae
Source: the annotation of a GenBank genome assembly
CGAAAUGAAUAUGCGAAAUUUUUCGAUUUAUUAGAAAACCUGGACUAUAUUUCGGGAUCUUCUCAUCACUUUUAACAGUGGCGUUUCAUCUUUGUUUGUUACUGAUCCUCUCAUAAAUAAUCACAAUUUAAUUUAGAUUUACGCCGUUGAAUAGAGGUAUUAGAAAAAGCGAUAAAAUUGCAUUUUCCACGGAUUAACUUCGAAACAUUGUUUGCUAUUCCCAGGGUUUUAAAUCCACCGUCCGACUCGCGUUCGUUUCAAAUAAUACUCUCGUAAAUUUAUCAAAGCACCUUCACGGAUUCCUAAAAAGAAAAUUUCCCAAAUUUUCGAGUUUCGCACGACCGCUUUUUUAAUUCAUUCAACGCCGCUUCGAUUCAGAUACUAUACAAUGAAGGUGACACAGGAUGAUACCUACAGUGAACAUCGUCCAUUAUCAAUUACCAAAAGUGAUACUUUAUUUUUGUACAGUUCCGUUGUAACUGCCGAAUUACUAUUGGUAGCGACCGGCUCGUCGAUGGUAUGGCCUUCACCGGUGCUGGGCAAACUGGCCUCCAACGACACGGCAACCAACCCGAUCGGCCGCCAAAUCACCACCGUCGAAAUCUCCAUGCUAACGGGCAUCCCCCAAUUCACCAACAUCCUCGGCCUCCUCUUCUGUCCCAAACUAUCCGACGUCAUCGGCCGGAAGCGCUACUUGCUCCUCGCCGGAAUCGGCAUGCUCAUAUCCGGCGUAGCUCUGGCAUUCAGCGAUAGAAUCCUCUACAUGAUCCUCUGCAGGUGCAUUUUCGGGUUCUUCGGCGUGAUGAGCGUGGUGCCCGUGUACGUAGCGGAGAUCUGCGAGGACCGCAAUCGCGGGAAAUUCGGCUGUUACACGGGCAUGUUGCACCAAAUCGGCCAUCUGUUCGGCUUCGUCGUGGGGCCCUUCCUCAGCGUGAGGUACUUCACGCUGGUCGUGACUGCUCCAUUGCUGGUGUUCAUCACGGCGUUUCCGCUGAUGCCCGAGACGCCGGUCUAUCUGCUGAAGCACGGCAGGAUAACGGAGUGCAAAGCGAGCUUAAAGAAGCUGCGGAGGAACAAAAACGAUGAUGAGUUGGAGUUGGAUUUGAGGCGGUUGGAGGAGCGCUUGAGAAACGAGCCCGAAGGGGACGUGUUGAGUUUGUUGAAGAAGCGCGAGCAUUUGUUCGGGUUGUUGUUGAGUUUGUUGCCGGUUAUGUUGAGGUAUUCCUCGGGAGUGACUGUGUUGUUUACGUUUUUAGCGCCGUUUUUCGAUUCCGCUAAAACCGGUAUCUCCGGUGAUUUGGUAGCAAUCAUUAUAGCUAUAGCGAAAAUAUGUUUCUUCCUUUUAACAUCUUUAGUUGUAGAUAGAUUCGGAAGGAGAAAAAUGCUACUAGUUUCAUCUUGUAGUACAGCAGUACCUCUAUUUGCAUUGGGCAUCUACUUCUACUUGCACCACGUGCAAUCUCCUGUUGUAGAGUACCUCCAAUGGCUCCCUUUUACCGGUUUGUUAGCGACAGUUUGUUGCUUCGGAUUGGGUGUGGGGCCCAUUCCGACCUAUCUGAUGACGGAAUUCUUUCCUGCUAAUCUCAGGACUGUGUCAGGAUCGAUUGUAAACUCGUCGGGCAACGUCAUGUCGUUCGUUUUGACGUUUUUGUUUCCCAUCGUGAGCGAGGAAUUGGGCACCGAAUGGUGCGUUUGGUUCUUCAGCGCGAAUUGCUUGGUUGGGGCUGUUUUGAUUUAUUUAUUUUUGCCCGAAACGAAGGGGAAGAAUUACAGUGAUGUACAAAAGGUGCUUAAAAGAUGACGGUUUUUUGUAUUGCGAUAUUUAUUCUGUUAAUUUGUAUGGAACGAAAUGGAUUCGUAAAUGUUUGUUUAAAGUGAAUGGUAAAUAUAUGUCUGAUAAGAUUUUUUUGGUUCUGUUGGAAUUAUUUUAUUUAGUGUAGACUAGUCAGGUGUUAGUUUAGAUUAAUAGGCAAAUUAUAAUAGUUGUGUAAUUUAUGUAGUUAAAUAUUAUGUACAAUUGUUUUAUUAUUAAGAUAUUAUUGUUAUUUAAAAUAUGUAUUAUUACAAUGUUAUUAAGGUAAAAUCUUAUUAAGGUUUUAAGUGAUCAAUUUGCCGCUGAAAAAUUAAAUUUGUUUCGAAUUUUUGUAUUCUUCGUUUAGAAUUUAUUUAAAAUAUUUGUUU